AUGUCCCGCGCCGCGUCUCGCUCAGGAUCCAGACGGACCUCACCAGAAGUGCGCAACUCACUCGCCUACCGUCACAGUGUAUCCGCUGGGCAGUAUGCCGCCGGCGACAGCUCGGAUGAGGAGGUUCCCGAACCCAAGUUCAGCGCGUCCGUCAAGGCCUUACUCGACGAAGACGGACUCGACCUGUCACCGCGCUUACGCAACAAAAACCUGGGCUCGGCAGGUUCAAGCCAAGAGAGGCGCUCGCGCACCACCUCGCCCCUUGAGCAGUCGAAUGGAAGCCCCGCGCCCCGGGUGGUUCGGAUCGCUCCCUCGCUCAGCGGCCGGAGAGAAAGCUCGCCGUUAACACAGACCGAAAACGCCGAACAUAGCGAACGAAACCACGUACAGAAUGAUUUCAUUACGCCCGCACCGCGCACACGGAGCGUCCGUAUCAAUGCAUCGCGCAGCAACACCCGGUCGCCUGCAUCCCUGUCGCCGUCCCAGAGGCGAUCGGCCGAAAGGAGCUACAUCGACGACCAGGAGCAUGGGAGCGCGACACGCUCAGGGGAGAAAAGCUACGACGAUGACUAUGCUCCGCGGCUGGGUACCGCAUCCGUGCUCCGCACGCGAAACAUUGAAGAUAUGGGCAUGCACAGCUCACUGCGCGUCAAACGGGUCGGCCGACUGACCGGUACUUUCCUCAAUGGGCCUGCGCGGAGAGGGGUAUUACGACGCCAGAGUGAAGAAAACGAGAUCCGAGAGACCGAUUAUGAUGAAAAUAACGAUAACGACCACUACCACUACAAGAAUACAGCGAAAUCCUCCUCCCCCAAAGUCUCGUGGGCCGACCCGAGCCCGCCGACGAGAAGCGAGGAACGCCGUGACCGACACCGCGACCGGGAUGUCAUUGGCGACGGCUUAUUUUCCAGAUCGUCUUCUCCGAAGUCGUAUGGCUCCCACUCCAAGUCCACCCCUGGCUCUUCGUCGGAAAUGUCAUCGAAACCGUCGAGCGCCAAGGACCAGCCGGUAUUCAAAGUACCUCCCCCGCCAACGUUACCUUCGAAUCGUGACCAGGAAAAUGAGCCACCACCGACCUUCAAGCGGGUCAAACCGCAAGGUUUCAACCUGCUUGACAAACCUGUGGUCUACGAGGAAGAAAAGAAGGAGAAGGAGAAGGAGACGCCCGCAGACCGGAAAAUCCUAGCCACGCGAAGCAACAAUACCCCUCAUCGACCAGCUCCGCCUCCCCCCAAAAUGUCUGUUCUGGAAACUGCCACAGCUACCGGUGGAGCAGCUACAGCAUCUCAGUCUCGCAAGAAGCGCAAUCAAGUUUCAGUGAACCACAAGCCUUUCACACGGCUAGAUUGCGUUGGCCGUGGAGGAAGCUCUCGUGUCUAUCGUGUGAUGGCUGAGAAUUACAAGAUCUUUGCCCUGAAGCGCGUUAAUCUCGAAGACGUCGACCCCGUGACUUUGGCCGGUUACAAGGGCGAGAUCGAUCUGCUCAAGAAGCUUGAGAACCUGGACCGCGUCGUGCGUCUCUUUGACUGGGAGUUGAAUCAGGAUAAGCACACUUUGAGUGUACUGAUGGAAAUCGGUGAAUCCGACCUUGAAAAAGUGCUUACUUAUCGACUGAACGCGGAGGAUGCACGAUUCGAUAUCAAUUUCACCCGUUACUACUGGAAGGAGAUGCUCGAAUGCGUACAAGCAGUACAUGACUACAAUGUCGUGCACUCCGAUCUGAAGCCUGCCAAUUUCCUGCUUGUUCAGGGCCGACUGAAGCUCAUCGACUUUGGUAUUGCAAAUGCAAUCCAGGACAACACUGUCAAUGUGCAUCGCGAGCAGCAAGUGGGAACGCCGAACUACAUGUCCCCCGAGGCUCUGAUUGACUCCAACGCCUCCCUCGGCUUGCCGGCAAGCGUGGGAAAGAUGAUGAAGCUGGGUAAACCCAGCGACGUCUGGAGUCUCGGAUGCAUCCUGUACAAGAUGGUCUACGGCCAGCCCCCGUUCGCCAAGAUCGCCAAGUACUACGAACGUAUCCUGGCCAUCCCAAAUCCCAACGUGAAGAUCGACUUCCCGGCCUUCGCGAUAGGAGGCGUCCCCGUACCCCCCGGUCUGGUUCGUACCUUGAAACGAUGCCUUCAAAGAGACCAGACCCUCCGGCCCACUGUCGAAGAGCUCCUCAGCCAGCGCGACCCCUUCCUAUACCCCGACGCGCAGCUCGAGGCCGCAGUCCCCGUCACGCAAGAUAUGCUCAACCGGAUUCUGGUCAAUGUGGUCAACCACUGCCGUGUCCGCGGCAUCCCGAAGGACGAGGAGCUUGCCGCCUGGCCGGCCGGUUUCUUUGCCAAGAUCAAAUCAGCCCUAGAAGAGGGUCCCUAG
Messenger RNA from Aspergillus aculeatinus CBS 121060, 2361 nucleotides. Its product is annotated as serine/threonine/tyrosine protein kinase MPS1. The coding region runs from base 1 to 2361 and encodes 786 amino acids. Lineage: Eukaryota; Fungi; Ascomycota; Eurotiomycetes; Eurotiales; Aspergillaceae. Gene Ontology annotation, molecular function: ATP binding; protein serine/threonine/tyrosine kinase activity; protein serine/threonine kinase activity. The transcript has a single exon. Gene Ontology annotation, cellular component: spindle; kinetochore; nucleus. Gene Ontology annotation, biological process: peptidyl-serine phosphorylation; meiotic spindle assembly checkpoint signaling; mitotic spindle assembly checkpoint signaling. The record is from RefSeq and is a predicted model, not a curated record.